This is a messenger RNA of Pogona vitticeps (central bearded dragon), 1750 nucleotides long. NCBI's taxonomy places the organism in Eukaryota, Metazoa, Chordata, Lepidosauria, Squamata, Agamidae. The record is from RefSeq and is a predicted model, not a curated record.
GCCCGGAGCCAGAGGCCGCCAUUCAGCUCCGGAGCGGGGGCUGCCCCACGCGGUGCCUGCGUUGCCAUGGAGCCUCCCCGGCCCUGCCCGCUGAUGGAGGACAGCUUCACCCGCUUCUCCUCCCAGAGCAACGUCUACGGCCUGGCCGCCUUGCCCGGGGCCGCCCGGGGCGGGGGCGGGCGAGGAGAGCUCCUGGCGGCCACCCUGAAGGGGAAGGUCGUCCAUUUCCGCUACCAGGACCUGCGGCAGAAGCUGCGCCCGGUGGCCCGCGAGGUGCAGUUCACCUACAUCCCCGUUGAUGCAGAAAUUGUCUCUAUUGAUACUUUCAACAAAUCGCCCCCGAAAAGAGGAUUAGUGGUGGGGAUUACAUUCAUUAAGGAUUCUGGAGACAAAGCCAGCCCUUUCCUUAACAUCUAUUGUGACUAUGAGCCAGGCUCAGAAUAUAACCUGGAUUCAAUUGCGCAAAGCUGCUUGAACCUGGAGUUGCAGUUUACCCCUUUCCAGCUCUAUCAUGCAGAAGUCCAGGUUGGGGACCAGCCAGAAACAGUCUUCCUUCUGAGUGGUAAUGACCCAGCUAUUCACCUUUAUAAAGAGAAUGAAGAGCUGCAUCAGUUUGAGGAGCAGCCCGUGGAGGACCUCUUUCCUGAGCUCAAGGAGCUUCCAAGCAACGUCUUGUGGCUAGAUGUCUACAACAUUCCGAACUCAGGCCGGCGCAUCACCGCCUUUGGCUGCCAGAGCGGCUACAUCCGCGUCGCCCACGUUGAGCCGGCCAGCCGCGUGGUGCUGCAGAGCUGGAGCAUCCAACAAGACGGUCCCAUCUCCAAAGCCCUGGUGUUUGCCCUGCCUGGCGAUGACAGCCUCCCUUUGGAUGAUGGUAGUCCUCGCAACCAGAUCUACAACGUCCUAGUCACCAGUACGAUUGAACUGUCGGUUGUCUACAGAAACGUGCUGCAGAACGGCCUCGAGGACCAGUUGAUCCUGCCCCUGAGCGACCAGUACGACAGCGUGCUGUGCGCCCUGGUCACCGACGUCAAUUUUGAUCAUGAGCCCGAGAUCCUGCUUGGAACCUAUGGACAGGAACUUCUGUGCUACAAGUACCGAGCCCCGAAGGCUCACGUUGCAGGAGCAGUGGAACAUCAUCCCUUUGGCCAGCCUGAGGGGGAGUUUUACAUCCUCUGGCAGCGCACCUUCUCCAGCCCCCUCCUCUCCAUGGAGUACGUGGACCUGACCUGUGACGGGCUCUGUGAACUGGCCGUGGUGUGCCUGAAGGGGCUGCACAUUCUUCAGCAUAGUCUCACACAGGCAGCCCAGUGCCUCUUGGAGAGGCUUCGGCUGAAAGUGGCUGAACAGGGGUUGUUGAUCCAUAACACUGGACAGCUUCAGGGGACCAAGACCGUAGAAGCUGAUGGAAGAGAACCAAGGGAUUGAAGAGAUGGCUGUAAGGAAGGAUGAGUUGAACCCAGACCAUGGCACCAUUCCAAAGGAUUUUUCCAGUUCUGCCACAGAGGGAAUAUGGACCAAAUUGGUCGAAGUUAGAAGACAGGAUGCACUGGAUAAUCACAAGGGGCCCUACUGUUCCUAUCUGCCUUUCAGGGUAGCUUGCAGUCCCUGAACGGAAAGAGUUGCUUCUCAGACAUGAGAAGUGAGCCUCUGUCCUGUGGUACCCUUCCAGUGGUUUGUCUCUAUUCUGCAGGAACUGCCCUGAGACCAGCUUAGCCAAGAACUCUGUAAAUAAACUUUGUAUAACGAG